Chilo suppressalis (striped riceborer) is the source of this 685-nucleotide messenger RNA. NCBI's taxonomy places the organism in Eukaryota, Metazoa, Arthropoda, Insecta, Lepidoptera, Crambidae. The record is from the annotation of a GenBank genome assembly.
AAAUGACAGACAGACGAUAAAAUUCUAACCUUUAAGCGUGUUGUUUCUGUGACUUUUAAUUUAUUACAAAUUAAUAACAAUUUAAUCGAAUAUAUUGUACCAACAUGGCUUUACAUAGAUGUAUACUCCUAUCCACAAGACAAUUGCCAAAGCACCUGGUUAUUCAAACAAAUGUGAACCAAACAUUUAGUGUUUCAAGACAGAACUACAGCAGUGACACUGCUAGGAAAUAUACUAAUAGGCAUGAGUGGGUUACUGUAGAUAAAGAUAUAGGGACUGUUGGUAUAAGUAAAUAUGCUCAAGAAUCUCUCGGUGAUGUGGUUUUUGCUCAGCUUCCCGAUGUUGGUACAAAAUUACUAGCAGGUGAUGAGUGUGGAGCACUAGAGAGUGUUAAAGCAGCUAGCGAAAUAUAUUCCCCAGUAACUGGAACAGUGACAGAGAAAAAUAAACAAGUGGAAGGUAAACCCGGUUUAAUUAACACAUCAUGCUAUGAUGAAGGGUGGUUAUUUAAAUUAAAACUCACUAAACCUGAAGAGAUAAAGGAUCUCAUGGAUGAAACACAAUAUGAGCAAUUUUUGAAGACUGACGCUGAACAAGAACACUGAUAAGGGCUAUUGUUAGCCCAUUUGCUAAUAAUGUUACUGAUUCAUUCACAGAAGAUAAACUUAUGUUAAGUUUAUAAAAG